AUGGCCACCAUUGAUACAUCCCUGCCUCCAGAGGCCUCCGGAGCGGCGGCUGCCUUGGCUGCCCAGCACGCUGAAACCCACCCGCUCAAGCUUUAUGGCGGCUGGUUCUGUCCCUUCGUCCAACGCUCAUGGAUCGUUCUCGAAGAAAAGAAGAUUCCUUAUCAAUACAUUGAGAUCAAUCCAUAUAAAAAAGCGGCUUCAUUCGUGGCCAUGAACCCCCGUGGCCUCGUGCCCACGCUUGCUGUGCCGGCUGGCGCGCAAGGGACAGAACAGAAGCCUCUGUUUGAGAGCAACAUCAUCAGCGAGUACCUGGAUGAGGAAUACAGUGACGAAUCGAAAUACGGGCCAAGCUUGUUGCCAAAGGACCCGUAUGACCGAGCGCGUGCCCGUCUCUGGAUCGACCAUAUUAGCAGCAAAAUCAUCCCCGCAUUCUACAAGCUGUUGCAACACACAGACGAGAAGCCAUUCACGCUGGAUGAUGCCAGGAGAGAGCUUCACAAGUAUAUUCACGCACUCACUGAACAGAUGGAUCCAAUCGGUCCUUUCUUUGCCGGCAAAGAGCUGACUAUGGUGGACAUCUGCCUAGCACCCUGGGCCAAACGUCUCUGGCUGAUUGAUCACUACAAGAGUGGCGGCGUGGGGAUUCCCGUCCAAGGCGAGAAUGAGGAAUGGGGGCGAUGGAGAAAAUGGUUCCAGGCAAUCACAGAGCGCAAGAGUGUGACGGACACUUGGAGCGCUGAUGAACGCUAUGUUAUUGCGUACAAGCGGUAUGCUGAUGACACAACGAACUCAGAGGUCGGCCAGGCUACGCGCCAGGGCAGGAGGCUCCCAUAG
This is a messenger RNA of Akanthomyces muscarius, 834 nucleotides long. RefSeq lists its product as uncharacterized. The coding region runs from base 1 to 834 and encodes 277 amino acids. Gene Ontology annotation, cellular component: cytoplasm. The transcript has a single exon. NCBI's taxonomy places the organism in Eukaryota, Fungi, Ascomycota, Sordariomycetes, Hypocreales, Cordycipitaceae. Gene Ontology annotation, molecular function: glutathione transferase activity. The record is from RefSeq and is a predicted model, not a curated record.